This is a messenger RNA of Protobothrops mucrosquamatus (brown spotted pit viper), 969 nucleotides long. RefSeq names its product cytochrome b5 domain-containing protein 1. The transcript is spliced from 4 exons. The coding region runs from base 1 to 657 and encodes 218 amino acids. The record is from RefSeq and is a predicted model, not a curated record. NCBI's taxonomy places the organism in Eukaryota, Metazoa, Chordata, Lepidosauria, Squamata, Viperidae.
AUGGACGGCUCCUUCCGGCCGCGUUUCUUCACGCCGCGGGAGGUGGCGGUGCACAACCGGCCGUGUGACCUCUGGGUCUCCUACCUGGGGCGGGUGUACGACCUCAGCCCCCUGGCCGAGGAGUACAGGGGGGACCUGCUCAUGAAGCCUCUCCUGGAAGUGGCGGGAAGAGACAUCAGCCACUGGUUCAACCCUAGAACCAAAGACAUACAGACACACAUCGAUCCCCUGACCAGGUGCCUCAAGUACUACACACCUCAGGGCCGCUUUGUGCACAUCCCGCCGCCUCUUCCCCGCUCGGACUGGGCCAACGAUUUCGGGGUGCCCUGGUGGAAAAACCCCGUGUACGAAAUAGGCAUCUUGUCGGCUAAAACCCGGCACAUUCGGAUCAUCAACACUCUGACUUCUCAGGAGCAGACCCUCGAGGUCUGCUCAGAAGAAACCAUGUGGGAGAUCUUGAGGCGCUACCUGCCCUACAACGCCCACGCCGCCAGUUACACGUGGAAGUACCACGGCACCGUCCUGGACAUGGAGAAGAACCUUCACAACAACGACAUUCCCGACGAAGACGAGGAGUUCUACCAGCUCAACAUGGACGCCGACGCCUUCACCUCUGCCAUUUUGCUCUACUUCAACGACGACCUCACCGAGCUCUAGAAACUCGCCUAGUUUCCCUCCCAACCGAAAGCCCCCAGUUAGGUGCCCCUUCCCCUCGCCAGCAAUUGCAGGACGCCGAAGUUAUCUUUAGGGACGGCGGCUCACACCGUUCUCUCCAUGAGCAGACUUGGUGGAAAGGGAGAUGCAUCCUGAAUUACGACGGGUCCCUAAAAUACGACUUCUGGGUCUUGUGAACGUCCAGCUGAAUCUUUAAGGGCUCUCCUUGCUGUCGUUUGCUGCUGCGGCCACUAGAGGUCAGUCGUGGCUCGCUGUGCAGUCAUUUGGAAGCUCCGCCGUUGUUCUUAACAUGAU